Messenger RNA from Moneuplotes crassus, 843 nucleotides. Lineage: Eukaryota; Ciliophora; Spirotrichea; Euplotida; Euplotidae. The record is from the annotation of a GenBank genome assembly.
UAUAUAACAAAAAUGGGAUGACAUUGAAGUAAGCCGAAGAACCAAAGAUUGACCCGUUAUAAGCCGAAGAGGGCAAAGUCUAUAGGAGCGCCUCCCAUGGAGAUGCGUUCAGUCGACGUUUUGAAUCCUUCCAACAGCGUGGAAAUCGCAGAAGUAGCCUUAAUAACGAAUGGUUUCAAGCCAGAUUUUGAGAAUAAUGAGGAAGGAAAAUUUAACCAAGUGCCAACCAGAACUAUGAAAACAAGGAAAAUGAAGAAGAAAAAUAAGAAUAAAAAGGGGAAACGGGUUCUUAAAAGAGUUUGAUAUAAUGCCACAAGCCAACAAUCGUCUUAUAGUGACCUUGUCAGCGAAUAUGUACUAGAAAGCGUCCAUGAUCUUGAACUGAAUUCUAAUUUUAUUGAUGAGUACAGUGAACAGUUACCAACAAAUCGAAUCCCUCAGUAUGCUGAACCAAUAAGGGAAGAAAGCAACGAGAGUGAAAAUGAAGAUAUCAGAAGAGAAGAAAAUGGAUACCAUCAUCAUUCCGACCAACCGGAGUCUCUAAGUGAGAAGAAAUCUAAUAGUUCAAAUGAACGAGAAAGCAGUCAGGAAGAACUUCAAGAAAGCAUUGAAAGCGUAGAAAGUGUAGAAAGCGAAGAAGAUUCCUCUGAAGGAGAAGGGAAAAGUGAGGAAUCUGAAAGCGACUCUGUUCCUUCAGAUAACAUUAGCGACUCUGACUCAAAUCGGUAUCUAUCACCGAACAAGCCUGCGAGGAGCUCAUCAGUUUUCAGGCAAUAAGCCUACUAAUUAGUCUGUGUAUAAAAUUAUAGGCGCUCUUCAUGCUUAAGCUUUAAUAAAAUUACG